This is a messenger RNA of Syzygium oleosum, 489 nucleotides long. Its product is annotated as 2S seed storage albumin protein-like. Lineage: Eukaryota; Viridiplantae; Streptophyta; Magnoliopsida; Myrtales; Myrtaceae. The record is from RefSeq and is a predicted model, not a curated record. The transcript has a single exon. Bases 1 to 489 code for a protein of 162 amino acids. Gene Ontology annotation, molecular function: nutrient reservoir activity.
AUGGCGAAGAUUGCAACCCUGGCAGCGAUCCUUGGAGUCCUCCUGGUGAUGUCCCACGCCGCCGCGGCUAACCGCGCCACCAUAACCACGGUCGACAUCGAGGAGCCCGAGAACCAGAAGCGCCGCGGUGGGAGCUGCUACGAGCAGAUCGAGAGGCAAGACCUCGACCGCUGCGAGCAGCUCUUCGAGGAUGUGUUGAGGUGCGGCGGCGGCCAGUACGGCGAACGCCAAUUCGGAGGCGACCAGUACGGCGAAUGCCAGUGCUCAAGCCAGCAGCUGAGGCAGUCGAGGCACUUCAGGCCGUGCUGCCAGCAGCUGAGGCAGCUGGACGACCCAUGCCGGUGCAAGGGACUGAGGGAGGUCGUUAGGGAGCAGAAAGGCGGGUUCGGAGGUCAGGGAUCGCAAGAGGACGUGACGAGGUGCGUGAGGAACCUUAACAACGUGUGCGGGUUUGAAUCUCGGUACUGCGACAUCAGAGCCAUGUGGUAG